This is a messenger RNA of Amphimedon queenslandica, 2584 nucleotides long. Its product is annotated as TNF receptor-associated factor 2-like. Gene Ontology annotation, biological process: regulation of apoptotic process; regulation of canonical NF-kappaB signal transduction; signal transduction. The record is from RefSeq and is a predicted model, not a curated record. NCBI's taxonomy places the organism in Eukaryota, Metazoa, Porifera, Demospongiae, Haplosclerida, Niphatidae. Bases 1230 to 2543 code for a protein of 437 amino acids. Gene Ontology annotation, molecular function: protein binding; zinc ion binding. The transcript is spliced from 2 exons. Gene Ontology annotation, cellular component: plasma membrane signaling receptor complex.
AUAAAAGAAGGAACAUGGCCGCUGCUAAUGACCGUCUUGGGAGCUCAUUUCUGAAGAUUUUUAAGCAUCCAGCCAGCUCUUAUGGUGGAUAUGAUUAUACUUUUGUUGAUGGUGACCCACCAAGCAACUACAUCUGUCUCAUAUGUACUUUAGUGUCACGUGAUCCUCAUCAAGUCUCCUGCUGCUAUAACAUCUACUGUAAGAGUUGUCUGGAUAAGCACAGGAAGAAAAACUCAAGGAAUGGAACAUUUCGCUGUCCUGCUUGUCGUGAGCUAUUGGAUUUAAGGAGCUACUUUAAAGAUGGAAGGAUGGAGCGUGAGAUAAAGGCCCUUAAAGUUCAAUGCACCAUUGAGGAGUGUGACUGGAAAGGAACUAUUGGUGAUAUUGAAGCACAUGUCAUGGCCUGUCCUUAUCGAAUGGUUGACUGUUCUCUGGGAUGUGGGGAAAAGAUUUGUUGUAGGGAAAUGGAAACUCACCUCAGAGAUUGUCCAAAGCGGAUAGUCAGUUGUCAGUAUUGUAAAGACGGAGGCCCUCAUGACAUCAUAACAAGUAGUGCUCAUCUUGAUGAGUGUCGUUCUUAUCCAAUCAAAUGCUCUAAUGAAGGUUGUGAAUUUAUUGAAGAACGCUUUUGGUUCAAAUAUCAUCAGAAACGUUGUCCUAAAGCUAUUGUUUACUGUGAAUACAGUAAUUUGGGAUGCGAUGAAUUAAUAAAGAGGGAAGAGCAAGAAAAACAUAAUGAGGAAUUUUCAAAAGAGCACUUGCAAAUGGCCAUCAAACAAGUUGAUUCUCUGCAGACGAAAUGCACUUGCAGUUCAAGCUCUAAAGUUUUUAAAACGAGUGGCUAUAAGAUGAUGCUCUGUGUAUAUGCUAAUGGUUAUGGCAGAGGAAAAGGCACUCACAUGUCUUGUUAUACUGUUCUUGUUCCUGGGGAGUAUGAUGAUGUUUUGGGGUGGCCAUUUGAAGGAGAAGUCACAGUAGAGCUACUAAACCAAAAUGAAGAUAGAAAUCAUAAGAAGCUUAUUAUCAAGUAUGACGACUCAACUCCUAAGGAUUGCAAGGAAAGGGUGACAAAAACAAUGUCAGAAAGGUGGGGGAAAGAUCGGUUCAUUGCUCAUUCUGCUCCUGAGUUUAAAGGCAUUGAAUAUGGUUUUCUGGGUCCACGGUAUUUCAGAGUCAGUGCAAGAGUCACUUCUAAGACUAAACCAUGGCUUGUAUAGUGUUAUAAAAGCAUGUCUAUUUGUCUUUCUUUUUUUCUUAAGUUUGUUAACAUUAAUUAUUUAAUUAUUAACAAUUUUAAUAACUCCUCCAACAUGGCUGCUCUUACAGAAGAUUCCUAUGGUGGAUAUGAUUAUACUUUUGUCAAUGGUGAUCCAUCUAGUAACUACAUUUGCCAUAUUUGUACUCUAGUAUCCUGUGAUCCUCAUCAAGUCUCCUGCUGCUACAACAUAUUCUGUAAGACUUGUCUGGAGACACAAAUCAAGCAAGGGAUUAACAUUAACUGUCCUAUGUGUCGUGAACCAAUGGGUACCAAUAGCUACUUUAAAGAUGGGAGAUUGGAGCGAGAAAUAAAAUCCCUCAAAAUAUAUUGUACCCGUUAUGACAAGGAAGGCUGCCAGUGGGAAGGAAUCAUUGGUGAUUUUAUCCGAGAGCACGUCCAUACUUGUUCUUACCAGUUGAUUGAGUGCACUCGUGGCUGUGGAGCUAAAAUGCUAAGAACUGACGUGGAGGCACAUCUCUCUGAAGUGUGUCCAAAACGAAUGGUCAGUUGUGAGUAUUGUAGACGUAAAGGCCCUCAUAAUCUAAUAACAGGCACUGCUCACCUCAACGAGUGUUCCCUUUACCCUCUCAAGUGUCGUUAUGAAGGCUGUGAUGUCACUAAGCAGCGUAUGUUCCUCCCUGCUCAUGAAAAGGUCUGCUCUAAGGCUGUUAUCUCCUGUGAAUACAGUAGUGUUGGUUGCGUUAAGGUUAUAAAGAGAGAAGACCAGGAGAAACAUAAUGAAGAGUUUAUGAAGGAUCACUUGCAGAUGGCAGUAAAACGGGUCGAUUCUUUACAGAUGAGAUGCAGUAUCAUAUCUAUCUCUGAGGUAUUUCGAUUAACUGAUUUCGUAAGUAAGAGAUGCUGCAAUGAGAUAUGGCGUAGUCCUCCAUUCUACUCCUCGCCUGGAGGCUACAAGAUGAUACUCAGUGUGUAUGCUAAUGGAAGAGAUAGUGCUAAAGGCACACACAUUUCUUGCUAUGCCUCAUUAGUUCCUGGAGAGUACGAUGAUACACUGGAGUGGCCAUUUCAAGGCAAAGUAAAAGUUACCUUACUGAAUCAAACAGAAAAUGCUAACCACAAGACUGUCUUUAUCACGUAUAAUAGUUUUACACCUGAAGAGUGUAAAUUUUUGACUGAGGCUAAAAUGUCUGAAGAAUGGGGAGUGUCUCAUUUUGUUCCUCAUUGUGAUUUGUGUCCAUUGUAUGACAGGAGGAACUGUCUUUACUUCAAAGUUGAUGUAAUAGCUAUCUCUGAGACUAAACCAUGGCUAGCAGGACUGGAUUAAUUAGUACUUUUACCUUCUUGUUAUUUGUUAAAAUAAAGGAA